This is a messenger RNA of Dovyalis caffra, 342 nucleotides long. Lineage: Eukaryota; Viridiplantae; Streptophyta; Magnoliopsida; Malpighiales; Salicaceae. The record is from the annotation of a GenBank genome assembly.
AUGUAUCGGGCUGCUUCGUUGAUGAGGAAACAGAAUGUUCAAGCUGCACUUGCAGAAAUCAAUAGAAUUUUUGGUUUUAAACUCGCAUUAGAAUGCUUGGAGCUCCGGGCUAGGGGCAAAGAUUACAUGUAUAUUUCGAACUCGGAUGAUGAAGCUUAUUCUGCUGGACGGUAUAGGGGUGUUAACUAUUCGAUAUUGGGAUCCUCGGAUGUAGUUACCGAAGUUAUGAGUUCAACACAUCCAAAACAAGGCCCGAGCCCAACGAGUAGAUACAAUUGCUCUUGGCUCUCCAUCAAACAUGCAAUUGAACACAAAGAUGAAGAGAAGAGCAAUGAGGCCAAG